AUGGUUCGGGAGACCGACCUCCUCGGCGUGAAGCCCACCGCCGGCGAUGACGAGAUUAAGAAGGCAUACAGGAAAAGUGCUCUCAAGCACCACCCUGACAAGGGCGGUGACCCCGAGCUCUUCAAGGAUCUGACUCACGCCUAUGAGGUGUUGUCCGACUCUCAGAAGCGCGCGAUCUACGACCAGGCGGGCAAGGAGGGCCUCGAGGGCGGCGGCGGUAUGGGUGGCAUGGGCGGCAUGGAGCACGACCUGUUCUCGCAGCUCUUCGGCGGCGGUGGCGGCGGCUUCUUCGGUGGCGGCGGUGGCCGGCCGUCUGGACCACGCCGCGGGAAGGACCUCGUGCACCGUAUCGGUGUCUCGCUCGAGGACCUCUACAAGGGCAAGGUCCAGAAGCUCGCGCUUUCCAAGUCGGUGCUCUGCAAGGGCUGCGACGGUCUCGGCGGCAAGAAGGGUGCGGUCAAGCAGUGUGCGUCAUGCCGUGGGCAGGGCGUCAAGGUCAUGUUCCGCCAGCUCGGGCCCAUGAUGCAGCAGAUCCAGCAGCCCUGUAACGAGUGCGAGGGCACUGGUGAGAUCAUGGACCCCAAGGACCGCUGCAAGGUGUGCCACGGCAAGAAGGUCAACUCGGAGCGCAAGGUCCUGGAGGUCCACAUCGACAAGGGCAUGAAGAGCGGACAGCAGAUCAAGUUUGCCGGAGAGUCGGACCAGGCGCCAGGCAUCGUGCCCGGCGAUGUAAUUAUCGUCGUCGAGGAGAAGCCACACGAGCGCUUCCAGCGCAAGGGUGACGAUCUCUUCACGGAUGUCGAGAUCGACCUUCUUACUGCGCUCGCUGGCGGCGAGUUUGUUAUCCCCCACCUCGACGACCACGCGCUCCAUGUCACAAUCGUUCCGGGUGAGAUCAUCAAGCCCGGAGCUCUUAGAUGCAUUUCGGGCCAGGGCAUGCCUUCUUACCGUCACCACGAGCUCGGCGACCUCUUCGUGCGCAUCAACGUCAAGUUCCCCGACCACCUCGACCCAUCCGCCUUCCCUCUCCUGGAGAAAGCCCUUCCCAAGCGCCCGGCGCUCCCCAAGCUCGACCCCAAGCUGCACUUUGACGAGGUCACGCUUGAGGAGCCCAACGACCGUCAGCGCCGCACCGCGGCCUCGAGCGGCGACGACAUGGACGAGGACGACGACGAGCGCCCGGGUGUCCAGUGUGCCCAGCGUGAGUUUCAAUAGGCUCAUUUGAACUGUGAACCGAGCUAACUCGCAGAAUAAACAUCUCCACCAUUAUCUCUGCAUCUACCCACCCGACGCGUGCGUAUACGCCGCUUCGUAUACCCACCGACGACGCCCGUCGACCUUGAUAGAGCGUUACGAUUCAUGUCUUUUGCAUUGGUCGAUAUGCACACUGUAU
Molecule: messenger RNA, 1393 nt
Organism: Cutaneotrichosporon oleaginosum
Lineage: Eukaryota; Fungi; Basidiomycota; Tremellomycetes; Trichosporonales; Trichosporonaceae
Source: RefSeq, a predicted model, not a curated record